This is a messenger RNA of Cottoperca gobio, 966 nucleotides long. It is a transcript of the gene tssk6, whose product is annotated as testis-specific serine kinase 6. Gene Ontology annotation, molecular function: tau-protein kinase activity; ATP binding. The record is from RefSeq and is a predicted model, not a curated record. Gene Ontology annotation, cellular component: cytoplasm. The transcript is spliced from 2 exons. NCBI's taxonomy places the organism in Eukaryota, Metazoa, Chordata, Actinopteri, Perciformes, Bovichtidae. Gene Ontology annotation, biological process: microtubule cytoskeleton organization; protein phosphorylation; intracellular signal transduction. The coding region runs from base 1 to 966 and encodes 321 amino acids.
AUGAGUAAAAGGUUCUUGGAGAGCUGUGGCUAUACAGUUAAGAGCAACCUGGGAGAGGGUAUGUUUGGUAAAGUUAUGAAUGCAUACUCAACUGGACUGAAGAGAAGGGUUGCCAUAAAGGUAAUAGACAAAAAAAAGGUUGAAGCUACUUACUUGGAAAGGUUUCUGUCUCGGGAAAUGGAGAUCAUCAGGUCUUUGAACCAUCCCAACAUUGUCAAGACUCUUGACAUCGUUGAAUCACACCAAAGCAAGGUCUAUGUGGUGAUGGAGCUCUGUGUAAAAGGAGACGUCUUGAAGCAUAUCAAUGUCAAGGGGGCCUUACCUGAACAUUCAGGCUGCAGGCUUUUCACACAGCUGUGCGAGGCAGUCCAAUAUCUUCACAACAUUGACUUGGCUCACAGAGACCUUAAAUGUGAAAACCUGCUGCUGGACAAGCAUUGCAACCUUAAAGUGUGUGACUUUGGGUUCAGCAAGAGGCUCACUUACACACACGGGAAGGUGGUACUGAGUGAAACCUUCUGUGGCACCUCGUCCUAUGCAGCACCUGAGAUUUUGCAAUCUUUUCCAUACAACCCCAAAGUGUCUGAUGUGUGGAGUAUGGGUGUCGUCCUGUAUAUGAUGCUAUAUGCAUCAAUGCCCUAUGAUGCCACCAACAUUAGAAGAAUGGUAGAAAUUCAAAUUCUGCACAUAAUCAACUUCCCAAACAUUCCAUCUGUUUCGUGGGAGGCAAAGGACCUUAUCCGAAGCAUUCUGCACCCUGUUGUGGAGCAGCGAAAUACAAUCCAAAACAUGUUACAGAGUCCCUGGAUGUUGCUCGGAGGGAAGACAGCGAUGAAGCCCCCCACACCAAAAGCUACCUCUGGGCAGGAAGGUCCUCCAAAUAAAAAGGACAAAGAGGAUGGGAAACUUUCAAAAGACAAUUCAGAACAAGGGGAAGAACCAUCAACUUCUGUCCAAAGACAUUGA